This is a messenger RNA of Coregonus sp. 'balchen', 13676 nucleotides long. The record is from the annotation of a GenBank genome assembly. NCBI's taxonomy places the organism in Eukaryota, Metazoa, Chordata, Actinopteri, Salmoniformes, Salmonidae.
UCGGCAGAUGAGCAGUUUCGCUGGAACACCCAAGGUAGGCUAAACGUCAAAUACUUUACUUUUUAGUAGACGUUUUUAUUUAUAAUCACUGUAUUAAAAAAAAUUUAAUGCAGAUUUCCUAAGAAUAUAACCAGAUAUCACAGACAUGGACGUCAUCAAAUUUGUGUGACAUUGAAAAUACACACACUUUAUGGAGGUUGUGUCACGAAUGUGACCCAGACUAACCUGUUCCCCCUGUUUCCUGUUUCCUGCUUCCUGUCCAGCGGAUGGCCAGAAGGAUAUAGAGGAUGAAUUGACCACAGGACUGGAGCUGGUCGACUCCUGCAUCAGAUCCCUGCAGGAGUCCGGAAUACUGGACCCACAUGAAUACAACACAGGAGAACGUAAGGACAGCUCUUAUUUUAAUAUGACAGGGUGUGUUUGUGUGUGUGUUUGUGUGUGCGUGCAUCUGUGUGUGUGUGUGUAACGGUCCCACUCUUUCUUUCAUCUCUUCCUGAAUCUUGAUAUGUUUCCUCUGGUGCACUUCCCACUAAGAGCUCAUUUAGGGACACGGGAGACAUAACACAUUAUUUUGACUUUAAUCAAAUUUGUAAGACAUUUGCAUCUCUCUGUCGUCAAUGCUACCCCAAAGAGGUUUAGCCAUCAGUUUGUAUUUACUGAAAGCCAUUUGCCCAUUUCAGAAAUGAUAUUUUACAAAAGAAACCCAAACCAUAGGUUCUGUUUAAGCUUACUGAUGCACACACAGGCUGUUUCUUCUGAUAGAAGGAGAGUCGUUUCUAAAUGUAGUGUAUCUCUCCUAAUAGUCCUCAAAAUGACAGUCAUUCCACUGAGAGGCGAGGGGACUAUUUAGUUGGAAAGAACAGAACACCCUGGGUUUGGAUUUUCCUCUGUCAGUUCAGAAUCAGACAACAUUAUAUAAUAAAAAAAAAGCCCUUAUACAAAACAGCAUAUACAGGUGUGUGUUUGCGUGUGUGUGUGUGUGUGUGUGUGACAUUUCCCCUCCCACUGUGAAGCACAAAGUGCUGUUUGUUUAAUAAUUCAUAGGAACGUAGAGUAGGAGAGGAGAUGGGUGGAGGAGAGGAGAGGAGGAUGCUGGGAAACUCUACUGCAGAUAGUUUUAAUCCCACACUACACAGAGACAGUGGAACGAUAGAACAGUCCUCUCUCUCAUUUUAGCCCAAAACAUAUUGAUGUGUUUGUUGGUAUCAGAAGGUAGAUCAGGGGGUGAAGGGCGGUUUGCAUUCCCAGGCUUACAGCAAAACGAGGGAACAUGGAGGGUUUAACUUGUGUAGAGAGGUAGCGCUUCUAAAAAGAUGACUCUUAAACCAAAACACAGAGAACCAAGUGUACACUCUUAAGCUGUAUUCGAAUACCCAUACUAACAUACUGUAUACUACAUACUUAAUGAGUAUAUACUACAUACUAUAUACUAUUAAUUCAUUUUAGUAUACUGUAAACGAACGCUAUCCUUUCAGUUGAGUGUACUGUACUAGCGGUUCGCCUGUCUACCGGAAGUUGAUGCUGUUGCUAUGCAACUUCUUGCUAGCUUGUUAGCAUAACAAAUUACUAGCUAGACAUCUUACGACUUCAUUAACCAUGUCCAUUGAGAACGCACAAUGACUAUACCACUUAGCUAAGCUAAGAAUGACGUGAAUAAUCAAGUCAAUAAACGUUGGGCAGCUAGUUAGAUAGCAUAUAGUUAAUAAACUGGCAAGUUCGAUGUACCCUACCGGUCAAAAGUUUUAGAACACCUACUCAUGCAAGGGUUUUUCAUUAUUUUUACUAUUUUCUACAUUGUAGAAUAAUAGUGAAGACAUCAAAACUAUGAAAUAACACAUAUGGAAUCAUGUAGUAACCAAAAAAGUGUUAAACAAAUCAAAAUAUAUUUGAGAUUUGAGAUCCUUCAAAUAGCCACCCUUUGCCUUGAUGACAGCUUUGCACGCUCCAAACCAUCUCAAUUUGGGUUGAGGUCGGGUGAUUGUGGAGGCCAGGUCAUCUGAUGCAGCACUCCAUCACUCUCCUUCUUGGUAAAAUAGCCGUACACAGCCUGGAGGUGUGUUGGGUCAUUGUCCUGUUGAAAAACAAAUUAUAGUCCCACUAAGCCCAAACCAGAUGGGAUGGCGUAUCGCUGCAGAAUGCUGUGGUAGCCAUGCUGUUUAAGUGUGCCUUGAAUUCUAAAUAAAUCAUAGACAGUGUCACCAGCAAAGCACCCCCACACCAUAACACCUCCUUCUCCAUGCUUUACGGUGGGAACUACACAUGCGGAGAUCAUCCGUUCACCCACACCGCGUCUCACAAAGACACGGCGGUUGGAACCAAAAAUCUCACAUUUGGACUCCAGACCAAAGGACAAAUUUCCACCAGUCUAAUAUCCAUUGCUCGUGUUUCUUGGCCCAAGCAAGUCUCUUCUUCUUAUUGGUGUCCUUUAGUAGUGGUUUAUUUGCAGCAAUUCGACCAUGAAGGCCUGAUUCACACAGUCUCCUCUGAACAGUUGAUGUUGAGAUGUGUCUGUUACUUGAACUCUGUGAAGCAUUUAUUUGGGCAGCAAUUUCUGAGGCUGGUAACUCUAAUGAACUUAUCCUCUGCAGCAGGGGUGACUCUGGGUCUUCCAUUCCUGUGGCGGUCCUCAUGUGUGCCAGUUUCAUCAUUGCGCUUGAUGGUUUUUGCAACUGCACUUGAAGAAACUUUAAAAGUUAUUGAAAUGUUCCAUAUUGACUAACCUUCAUGUCUUAAAGUAAUGAUGGACUUUAGUUUCUCUUUGCUUAUUUGAGCUGUUCUUGCCAUUAUAUGGACUUGGUCUUUUACCAAAUAGGGCUAUCUUCUGUAUACCCCAACUACCUUGCCACAACACAACUGAUUGGCUCAAACGCAUUAAGGAAAGAAAUUCCACAAAUUAACUUUUAAGAAGCCACACCUGUUAAUUGAAAUGCAUUCCAGGUGACUACCUCAUGAAGCUGGUUGAGAGAAUGCCAAGAGUGUGCAAAGCUGUCAUCAAGGCAAAGGGUGGCUGUUUGAAGAACCUCAAAUAUAAAAUAUAUUUUGAUUUGUUGAACACUUUUUUGGUUACUACAUGAUUCCAUAUGUGUUGUUUCAUAGUUUUGAUGUCUUCACUAUUAUUCUACAAUGUAGAAAAUAGUAAAAAUAAAGAUAAACCCUUGAAUGGCUAGGUGUUCUAAAACGUUUGACCGAUAGUGUAUUAGUAGCCAACUAACAUUAGGUAGCUAGCUAACACAUACCGGUACAUACAAGCAUCUGCUGUAAUGAUAUGCAAUGUGGUUCGUAAGGCUAGCGUACCUAACAAAUUGUCAGGCAACACAACGUGUAACGUAACUUAUUUGAAAAGUCAUAAAUGUUUUAUUACAUUGCUCAACAUUUUCUUAACAUUUGUUUAUAAUUAGUUAAAUUAAUGAAUAUGUACUUUUUUUACUGACAUUUGUUACCCGCUCUCGUCGGACUUUGGCUUAUUUUCCGCCAUUUUGUUCAAAUCUGAAAAUGUUGUGAAGCCACGUCCAUUUUCUGAAGGAUUAUAUUAUGGGCCCUAAAAGCACGGAAAUUCUGCGAAUUUUGGCGAAUGUAGUACGACAUCCGGGAACUUUGGUCAUUCUAACUAUAUCCAUACUAUGACCAAUAAGCAUACUGCAUACUCAUCACAAAUAGUACAGUUAGUGCGGUUAGUAUGAGUAUUCGAACACAGCUUUAGAAAAGGGUCCCAAAAGGGUUCUUCGGUUGUCCCCAUAGGACAGGGAUGAGCAACUGUCGGCCCCCCUUUUGAAGGCCCUCGGAUCAAUGUAUUGUAUUGUACUCAGUCAGGGUCUCAACUUACUGUUGCAAGUUAGAAUAGUAAAAAUACACAAGGUGCAAUUUUGACAUUUGUUUGUGCAUCAGCAGUUUUUGUCUAUUUAUGUCAGUCACUGAUAGUCACUCAAUUAGCCUAUGUCAGCUAAACAUUUAGCUGACAUAGGUCAUAGACCUAACUACCAGUAAGUAAACCCAUUGGUAAGUUAGUCCGGGUAAUUUUGUUAGUCAGUCUCACUCAGAUAUCAUAUUAAAAACUGCUAACAUUUCUCUCCACCCUAUUGAAAAAUGUGUAGAAUUGCAUGAAAUUAGUUAUAAAAUUGCUAAAUAUUCUCUACGACCCAUGGCAAAAUGUGUAGAAUUGCACAAAAUUAAAUCUACAUCUCCGUUGUCAAGAGGGGGGCUGCUAAAAUGUUUUUCACGUAAUGUGGUGGGGGGGUCUGCACAUGUGGGUACGCAGACCUGCGUGCAACUGCGGCCCCUCAUGAUGAGUUCAGAUAUUUUGUGGCCCCCACCCCCAUCAAAGUUGCCCAUCCCUGCCAUAGGAGAACCAUUUUUGGCUCCAGGUAGAACCCUUUUUGGUUCCAGGUAAAAUGCUAUGGGAUUCCAUGUAGAACCCUAUGUGUAAAAGGUUCUACAUGGAACCCAAAGGGGUUGUACCUGGAACCAAAUAAGGUUUUUCAAAGGGUUCUCCUAUGGGGACAGCCGAAGAACCCAUUUAGGUUGUAGAUGGCCCCUUUAGUAUAGUCCAACAUUUUUUGUUACAGAGGUGGUAGAGAUGGUGGCAAAAGGCUGUCAUUUCCUGUUGAAGGUUAUGUAGAGAAAUGUAAAAAACCUAUUGUCCUACUAGCGUUUCUGGUGAAUUACACACAACUUUCAACUAAAUUUACAUUUACAUACAUUUUAGUCAUUUAGCAGACGCUCUUAUCCAGAGCGACUUACAGGAGCAAUUAGGGUUAAGUGCCUUGCUCAAGGGCACAUCGACAGAUUUUUCACCUAGUCGGCUCGGGGAUUAGAACCAGCGACCUUUCGGUUACUGGCACAACGCUCUUAACCGCUAAGCUAAAUGUCAGACAACGUCCGCGUGGCUCAGAUGAAAACUGUGUUUGUGGUAUGGUGUGUGUGUGUGCUCUGCUGACAUAAACAUCAAAGGGAGCGAGAGGGACAAUAUGAGAGUGGGGGGGAGAGCGAGAGAGAGAGAGUCUUUUCUCUCCAAUAGGGAGUAGGAAUAGCCUGUGUAUUAUAUAUUUAAGCACAGUGAGAUACAGCACAGGUCAUAGACCUAACUACCAGUCAGUAAACCCAGACCAACCCCGCCCCUUAUUCCUGUGUGUGUACGUGUGUGUGUGUUUGUGUGUGUGUGUUUAAACCUGCCACAGUUGAGAGUGACAUCACUCCACACUGCCCAGAUUACAAAUUAAGCGAUUCUAGGCUGAGAGACGCCAACACAUAAAUGACAGAAAGAAAGAGAGAAUGUGAGAGAGAGAGCUGUGAUUAGAGCGAUACAUGCUCGCUAUCCCCCUCCUCUCCUAUCUCCUCUCUCCUCUUCCUCAACUAGCCCCCAUCACGUCAGAGCAGCAAUACAGCCUCUCCGCUCGCCGCGAUCCGCGCAUCUAUCUCAAAUAAUAACUCAUCUAUAACCCUACUCUCCUACUAAUAUACCCCUCAUCUCCUCUCUCAUCUAUUCCCCUCCUCUACUCUCUCCUCUCUCCUCAUCUCCUCUGCUCCUCUGAGCUCACCUUCUCUUUUCCUCCUCUCUACCUCCCAUACUCUGCCUUCUUCCUACUUUACCCUUUAUUUCCCCAUUUCCUUAAUCUUCUCUCCUUCUCCACCCCUUCUUUCUCUCCUCUCCUUCUCCCGUGUACCCCCUUCUCCACCUCCCCCUCAUCCCUCUCCUCCUCUCCCUCUCCUGAUAAAUCAUGUAUGCUUUUUCUAACUCACUGAGGGCAGAAACGCUGCACUGCCUGUUCUAAAUAGCUGUAUCGCUCCCCUUCCCUCUCUCUCCCCCUCUUCGCUCCCUCUCUCUCUCCCCUCUUUCUCUCUCUCUCUCUCUCUCUCUCUCUCUCUCUCUCUCUCUCUCUCUCUCGCGUUCUCUCUCUCGCGUUCUCUCUCUCGCGUUCUCUCUCUCUCUCUCUCUCUCUCUCUCUCGCGUUCUCUCUCUCUCUCUCUCUCUCUCUCUCUCUCUCUCUCUCUCUCUCUCUCUCUCUCUCUCUCUCUCUCUCCCCCCAGGUCCUUCUCUUCUUUCCCAGAGUACUUUGCAGCUCAACUCCACCCCAGAGGCUUCGCUCCAGUACUCUGCCAGCUACCAUAGCAACCAGACCCUCACCCUUAGCGACAGUGCUGCAGCUGCAACCCCACAGCGCAGUGGACAGGUCGGAGGGGCCGUGCACAGCUACAACCAGGUAGGUCACCAUGAUGAUGAUGAGGAGGAGGAGGAAGAUGAGGAUAUGAUGAUGAUGAGGAUAAUGAUGAUGGCUCCCAUUAAUGUAUAGCGACUCACAAUCUGUUCUUGUAAAGCAGUUGUAGCAUUCAAGACAAAGUUACUUUCAAUGCUACAGCAAUAUUUUCUUUCUUUUUUGCCGAACGCUACUGUCCUGAGCAGUUUUUAUUAUGUACCGAGGUAUGGAGGAAGGGAGCCAGGCAGGGAGUUCUCUGCCCUGCUCUCCUCUUGACUGGCUGUUCUUCCCACUAUCUACUGCUUUAACCUUUUCUAAUGCUCCUUAGCUUAACCUUGUGAAGGUUAAAGUCACGUUUUACGAGUCAAAAGUCUUCAGCUAGCUGCUGGCUUUGAAUAAAGGAGUCGGCUCUAACUUUCUCUCCUCUUUCUCAUUCCCUUCAUCUCUCUCUCUCUCUAUUUCUCAUGCACACCAUUGUGUGUGGGCUAUCCUGCUGCUCUACACAGGUCAUAGUCGCCCGGGGCGGUGUGUGUGUGUAAUUGGCUAGUAGAGGUUAGAGGAAAGAGGAAAGAGACAGAUGCAUUUAACACUGUUUAAUUGAUCUAGGUGGAAGGGAGAAUGGAGCAGUGAAGGUGGACUGUUUAAUUGCAUGGGGAGAUACCAGUUUGGUUUGUUAUUUCUCUAAUAAUUUGUUAAAGGAGGUGAACAGGUGUUAAUCUCCUCAUACUGAUCAAGAGGAGUCCAAUGAUCCUCUAGCCUGCACGAGACAUUUAUUCCCUGCAUUCAUUUCUUCAUAAGCUAGCUGACAGUACACAACGCACUCACACACAAACACACACACACAGGUGCUCAUACACGCAGACACACAUGCUAUUUGUUACCAUCUGCAAAGCUUUAUUAAAAUAUACUGCCUGCAUUGAGAGGGCAAAGUUGUAGUGUGCUGUCUGUAUGGUUAUGAAUAAUACAUAAGGACACAUUUUGAAAAAGUAGCUAAUUACUCGAGGAAAGGAAGUGCAAAUUUAUGUUUUUCAGUUUACCACUUUCAGUACACACACACACAAAAUGUGAUGUUUGGAGAAACGUGGACAAACGUCGGAAUUUGAAGUUAAAUUGUUAAAACCGUGAGAUCUUGUUACACACACACACACAUACAAAAACAAGAGACUGACAAGAGAGAGAAAUAGAAGCAUUUCUGUUUUGAAAUACACCUGUCUCUCUUGUCUUCUUUCUUCCUUUUUCAAUUGUACCAAUAUGAGCGGCCCUGUCCUCUUUUUCCGUCCUCGCCAUCGCCACAUCCCCCCAUCCCUGUCCUGUCCUCCCUCUGUCUCUCUCUCUGUCUCGUUGUGUUCCAGUGAUGUUUUGCCCUGUCUGUCAGGUUGGUUGGGGAGAUGUUCUGAGUAGCGCUGGCUGUAUAGUUUACUCCAGACCAGGAUAGACUGAUUAUAUAAGCAUAUGCAUCACAUACAGUAGAGGCUCUUAUACACUACUACUAGCUAGGUAUUUAUACCACAAUGGUACUUCUGCUUCAAUAAUGCAUAGAGAUCUAGCACCUAUAACACACACUGUGAAUCUCUUAAGAAGAGUGGAGCGUAGUGCCUAUCUAUUUAUUUUACAUUGUGUGUGUGUGUGCGCGUGUGUGUGUGGGCGCGUGUGUGUGUGCGCGCGUGUGUGUGUGCGCGUGUGUGUGCGUUUGUUUAUGUAAGCCAGUUUCUCCCUCAAUGCUGAAACCCUAAGACAACCACAGGAUUUCUGCAUCCCAAAUGGCACCCUAUUCCCUAUAUAGUGCAUUACUUUUGAUCAGAGCACUAGGUCAAAAGUAGUUCACUAAAUAGGGAAAAGGGUGUCUGAUGAAUCAGUCAUCAUGGCCUUCUGUUAAGGUCAGGCACCACACCCUAAUAGGGAUUUUUUCUCUCUUAAUCAUAUCACAAUCAACUUUUACCAGUUGAAUGUGGACACAAAAAUAAUACUUUUUAAAAAAUAUAUAAACGUUUCUGAAAUAUUGUAGUAAUAUGCUAAUUAUAUAUCAUUAAAUAUGUGCAUAUUUGCAUAGCAUGCUAAUUCUUUUUUCUGGACACUGGAUGAAGUCAGCCUAAAUAUUUUGGUUUCAAAAGUUAGAACCAGACUUAUUGUCACACCCUGGCUCUGGGACUCUAUUUGUUGAGCCAGGGUGUGUUUAUUCUAUGUGUUAUAUUUCUAUGUUGGGGGUUCUAGUUUGUCAUUUUCUAUGUUGGCCUGAGUGACUCCCAAUCAGAGGCAACGAGUGUUAUAUGGGAGCCAUAUUUAAACUGUCGGUUUUCCUUUGUGUUUUGUGGGUUCUUGUUUCUAGUUGGUUGUGUUUAACCGUGUACUGUCACGUUACCGUCUUUUGUUGUUUUGAUCGCGUUUCGCUAAUAAAUGAGUAUGUUUGCCUACAACGCUGCGCCUUGGUCUACUCCUUACCCUGACGAUCGUGACAGAAGAACCCACCAUACCAGGACCAAGCAGCGUGUCCAGGAAUCGGCAGCCUGGACGUGGGAACAGAUUUUGGACGGGCAGGGGUCCUGGACCUGGGAGGAGAUCCUGGCCGGGAUGGAUCGCCGGCCAUGGAGUGAGACAAUUGAGAGGCGACGAGAGAGGAGCAACGGCGUAAGCAGUGUCAGCGUUGGACGGUCGAGAGGCAACCCCAAAACAUUUUUAGGGGGGGGCACACGGCAUGGACGACGGGGCUGACGGAGGCAGAAAAGGGGCGGAUUCAGAAGGCCACCAGGUUACGGGGGCCACUAGUCAAAGCAGGGAGGGAAGGUGUAGAGGCACGGCGAGAGGUACUGGGGUGUGUUACCAGUCCGGUCCGGCCCGUUCCAGAUCCCGAGGUAGAGCCAGUGGUGUGUGUCCCCAGUACGGUCCGGCCUGUUCCAGCCCCUCGCACCAAGUGUACGGUGCGCGUCGCCAGCCCGGUCCGGCCUGUUCCUGCUCCUCGCACCAAACCUACGGUAUGCGUCGCCAGCCCGGUCCGGCCUGUUCCUGCUUCACGCACCAAGCCUAUGGUGUGCGUCGGCAGCCCGGUCCGGCCUGUCCCUGCUCCACACACCAAGCCUACGGUGUGCGUCGCCAGCCCAGCCCGGCCUGUCCCUGCUCCACGCACCAAGCCUACGGGGUGCGUCGCCAGCCCAGCCCGGCCUGUCCCUGCUCCACGCACCAAGCCUACGGGGUGCGUCGCCAGCCCGGCCCGGCCUGUCCCUGCUCCACGCACCAAGCCUACGGGGUGCGUCGCCAGCCCAGCCCGGCCUGUCCCUGCUCCACGCACCAAGCCUACGGUGUGCGUCGCCAGCCCAGCCCGGCCUGUCCCUGCUCCAUGCACCAAACCUACGGUGUGCGUCGCCAGCUCGGCCCGGCCUGUUCCUGCCACUCGCACCAAGCCAGGGGUGCGAGUCGCCAGCCCGGUCCGGCCUGUUCCUGCCACUCGCACCAAGCCAGGGGUGCGAGUCGUCAGCCUGGUCCAGCCUGUUCCUGCCACUCGCACCAAGCCAGGGGUGCGAGUCGUCAGCCUGGUCCAGAACGUUCCUGCUACUAGCACCAAGCCAGGGGUGCGAGUCGUCAGCCUGGUCCAGCCCGUUCCUGCUACUCGCACCAAGCCAGGGGAGCGAGUCGUCAGUCCGGUGAGGCCCGUUCCGGCUCCACGCACCAAGCCAGGGGUGCGAGUCGUCAGUCCGGUGAGGCCCGUUCCGGCUCCACGCACCAAGCCAGGGGUGCGAGUCGUCAGUUCGGUGAGGCCCGUUCCGGCUCCACGCACAAAGCCAGGGGUGCGAGUCGUCAGCCCGGUCCGGCCAGUUGCUACUCCACGCACCAAGCCAGGGGUGCGCAUCGUCAGCCCGGUCCGGUCCAUUCCUGCUCCACGCACCAAGCCAGGGGUGUGUAUCGUCAGCCCGGUUCGGCCAGGUGCUACUCCACGCACCAAGCCAGGGGUGCGCAUCGUCAGCCCGGUCCGGUCCGUUCCUGCUCCACGCACCAAGCCAGGGGUGCGUGUCGUCAGUCCGGCUCCGGCCAGCGGGGCUAGACCGGACCAGGGGCGCUAUGGGGGGUUGAUUGGAGGGUGGUGGGCAAGGCCGGAGCCAGAACCGCCGCCGAGGAGGUAUGCCCACCCAGCCCUCCCCUGUUUAGCUCUUAUUGAGGCGCGGUCGCAGUCCGCGCCUUUAGGGGGGGGGUACUGUCACACCCUGGCUCUGGGACUCUAUUUGUUGAGCCAGGGUGUGUUUAUUCUAUGUGUUAUAUUUCUAUGUUGGGGGUUCUAGUUUGUCAUUUUCUAUGUUGGCCUGAGUGACUCCCAAUCAGAGGCAACGAGUGUCAGCUGUUUGCUGGUUGUCUCUGAUUGGGAGCCAUAUUUAAACUGUCGGUUUUCCUUUGUGUUUUGUGGGUUCUUGUUUCUAGUUGGUUGUGUUUAACCGUGUACUGUCACGUUACCGUCUUUUGUUGUUUUGAUCGCGUUUCGCUAAUAAAUGAGUAUGUUUGCCUACAACGCUGCGCCUUGGUCUACUCCUUACCCUGACGAUCGUGACACUUAUACAUAGCAGAUUGUGGAUAAACACUUUUUUUCAUAUUUCUAUCUGUAAAAUAGUAAAGAAAGGUACGAAAAUGUCAUUUAGAAUAAACAUUUGACAACAUAUCAAGUCUGGAGAAUGCCUCUAAGGAUAACCACACACAAUUUGGUGAAGGAGAUGCUUCUGAAGCUGAGGGAAAUUAGUUGGCGUGUGGGAAGAGUCUGACUUUCAAGAAAUGGCAGUUAAAGACAAGUACACUGAAUUAAGACUAUCAAACGCCAAAAGCCUAUUUAGACCCAAUCACCAUCUCUUCAAAGUAAGUUAUUACAUAUAGUCAAGUUUGUAACAUUUUCUAUGAAAUUGGCUUUUACAUAUGUGUGAUUUACAUAGCUUUGAAAUAAUGGAUGUAUGUCCAUUUAAAAGUGGUUACAAUUCUUGACAUUUUGAUGACGGUAUGAUAAACUAACGGAAAUAUACAUUUUCAUCAGCUUUUUGACUUUUUUUUUUUACCUUUUCAAAAUACUAAUAUUAAUGGACCAAAAUACCAAAAAAUCUCAAAAUGGAUAAGUACAUUUAGAUGCAAAAAUGUCAUUCUAGGCUGUGGUCCUGGGCUUAAUGAGAGACCUUGAACCACAGAGUCACUGUAAUCAGUAGACAGGCUCUGGCUUUUUAGGGAGGGAAAAUACAGCCUGGAGCCAGGAGCUGCCUGAGGAUGGAGUGUGUGUGUGCGCACAGUUAAACGGGGCCUACUGCAAGCGAGCCUCAGUGUGUGUGUGUGUGUGUGGUUCACGUUUCGAGACAUAUGCAUGGUGACUGUCAUUAGCAUAAGGGGAAGGAGCUCAGAGGAGUAGAAACAUAUGCUGUGCUCCUGUCUCUGAGGAUCUAGAGGAAUACAUUAGAUAACACUGUGUGUUGGGUUGGGAUAGGAUCAGCUGCCUCACUGUGACUUGGUGCAAAAUGCAUGAUCUGAUAGUGUAUUCCAACUUGACCAGAUAUCAUCUGUGGCAGUGUUAUAGUUUCUAACUUUUAGACAUAUCUAUCUGUUACCUUAUUAAGACGUAGAGAGAAGUGAUGUGGUGAUAAGGUGUAAUAGUAAUUUCCUGUCUUUUACAACCCCCUUUAUCUAAAAGAGAGUCGAAGAAGAGACGAUUCUAUAGCAUCUUUAUCUCGAGAGAUAUUGUCUCUGACUGUCUCUAUGUCUCUUGUAUCUCUCUCUCUCGUAUGCUUCUGUAUCUAUCUCUAUCUCUCUAUCUCUCUCUGUCUCUAUCUCUCUGUUGUCUGUCUAUCUUCUGUCAUAUCUCUAUCUGUGUCUAUCUAUGUAUAUCUCUCUUCUCUCUAUCUUGUAUCUGUUCUCUGUUCUGUAUAUGUAUUGUUAUGUCUAUUCUAUCAUCUCUAUCUCUCUCUCUUCUCACCCCUUUGUCUCUUCUCUUUACUCCUCUCUCUAUCUCUCUCGCUCUCGCUCUUGUCUCUCUCUCUCUCCUCUCUCGCUUCGCUCUUCUCCCCCUCCUCUCUGUCUCUCUCUCGCUCUCUUUCUCCCCCUCUCUGUCUCUCUCUCUUUCUCUCACUCUCUCCCCCCCUCUGUCUCUUCUCUUCUCUUUACUCUCUCUCUCUCUCUCUCUCUCUCUCUCUCGCUCUCACUCUCCCACUCUUUGUCUCAUCUAUCUCCUCUCUAUUCUCUCCUCUAUCUAUCUCUCUUUAUUCUCUCUCUCUCUCCCUCCAGGUGACAUCUAGUCGUGCGGCCCAGCAGCAGCAGGCGGGGGGAGGUAGUGGAGGAGACUCCUUCUCUCAGAGCCAUGGCAGUGCCUUUCAUCUGCCUGAUGCACAGCUUCCCACAAUCGGUAUAUAUCUACAUUAUCUACAUACAAUAUACCUACAAUACCGAUACACAUCUACAUUAUAUGCAUGCAAUGUACUGUAUACAUAACAUUUUAUAGACAUAAUUUAGAGAGAUAAUGUCAUUAAAGAGACCAGGAACCACACAUGGCAUCCAAUCCUUUUAGCUUUUGUUAGAAAUUAUUGUAUUAUUAUACAGUACACACCAUUAUACAUGAAGAUAAAUUAGACAGAGAUAAUGCCAUAAAAGGUACUACACAUGGCAUCUAAUCCGUUCAGCUUCAGUGAGAAAUUGCCCUUAGCUACAGAUCUAGGAACAGCUUAGGGAAAGUGCUAAACUGGCGUUAGAUCAGCAUCUAGAGGACUAACGUUCUUCAACCUUGUUCUAAUCUGAUCCCAGGUCACUACUACUCCAGUUCCACCCUGCCUGCCCAGCGUGUGAGUUCCCCUCUGACCGGAGGGGGAGGAGGAGGGUCUGGUUCCCCCAGCAAGCUGCAGCGCCUGGGCUCAGCCUCAGACACACCGGGCUAUGCUACCACCCAGCGCCUGCCUUCCUCCUCCUCCACAUCCUCACCCAACAAACAGUCCCCAGCCAAUCGACUCGCCAAGUCCUACAGGUAGGGCCAUUUCAUUGGUUAGUUUGGAAGAAGAAUGAGGUUAAACCUACAAUUUAAAAAAACUAAAAUGUAUCACCAUAACCAAACGAUUUGUUAUGCUUACAGCACCACUGGUGCCGUGACAACGACAGGGUCUCCGCUGAGGGUGGGGUCUCCACCCAACUCCAUAGCAACAGUUGCCGGGGGAGGGGCUAGCGCUUCAUCAUCCCCACUACACCUGGUGUGUAUUGAUACAUAGAUAUUCAAUGCAUAGAACUGCACAUUAUUCUUAAGUGACACUCUCUAGAAUAAAGAUAAUCAUGUCUGUUCUACACAAUGUGUUUCUAUAUGAUUCUUAAAAAAUGUAUUUAAGUAGGCAAGUCAGUUAAGAACAAAUUCUUAUGAAUCCCUAGAUGAGUUCGGGUAUAGGGAGCUACGCUACUCUGUCUCCUAAAAGACUGGCUGCUCACCACGCCUCCGACCAGUACAAGAUAUCCCACGAGCUCUAUGCUACCGCUACACUACAGAGGCCCGGCAGUCUG